AUGGAUGGUGUUCGAGGACAGGUUGUUGCUGCCGCAGCCUCAACGCACGAAGAUGGCGGCAAUGGCGGGCUGAGACCAGGAGAGCGCGAACCGAAGGGCGGGGCUGCGUCACUUAACAACAGCCGAGGCGCAGCCGAAAAUCGACAGAUUGGAAAAGCAGCCUCAGGCAUAGAAGCGAGAUAUCAGCACGUUCGGACGCUGGAGGGGCACCAGUCCGCAGUGUCAGGCGUCAAGUUCAAAUCAGACAAUGGGUCUCUUCUCGCAAGCUGUUCAGCUGAUGGAACCAUCAGAAUCUGGGAAACGGAAACUGGCAAGGCGUUGCGGACAAUGCAGGGCCACAAGAAUGGCCUCAACGACGUUUCAUGGAGCAAGGACUGUCAAUAUUUGUGUUCAGCAUCUGACGACAAAACAGCCAAAGUGUGGGCUGCCGAAACUGGACAGGAGCUCAGCACAUUGAAAGGGCAUUCAGGCUAUGUGUUUUCUGUAAAAUUCAACCCUGAGGGCAAUUUGCUGGUGAGCGGCAGUUUCGAUGAGACAGUCCGUAUGUGGGAUGCUCGAACCUCUGAGCUUGUACGAGAGCUGCCAGCCCACUCAGAUCCAGUCACAUCGGUUGACAUCAAUCCAGAUGGCACAGCCCUGGUGUCAUCUUCCUUUGAUGGGCUUGUGAGGAUAUGGGACACAUCAAACGGGAAGUGCUUAAAAACAUUGAUUGUUGACAACAGUGAACCUGUGUCCUUCACAAGAUUCACACCCAAUGGGAAGUUUCUCUUGGUGGCAACACUUGAUGGGAAAAUGCAUUUGAGGGACUAUGAGGCUGACAAGAUAAAGAAGACAUACAAAGGCUACCAAAACCAGCGCCAUUGUUUGGUCCCUGCCAUGUCACACACGCAGGGCAGACAUGGGUAUAGAUGGCUUGUAUCCGGCUCUGAAGACAAUGGCAUCUAUGUGUGGGAGAUAAACAAGAAGAAGCUGUGCCAAAAAAUUGAGGGCCGUGCAACACCGUCGUCGCCAGGAGAAGGCCACUGUGAUGUCGUUUUGUGUGUUGAUACCCAUCCAAAGCAAAUCAUGGUUGCAUCUGGGGCAAAAGAAAGAGAUUGCAGUAUCCGCUUGUGGCGAGAAAAUGGUGAAUAA
This is a messenger RNA of Ostreobium quekettii, 1131 nucleotides long. The record is from the annotation of a GenBank genome assembly. NCBI's taxonomy places the organism in Eukaryota, Viridiplantae, Chlorophyta, Ulvophyceae, Bryopsidales, Ostreobiaceae.